UCGGUGCUUCGCCGAAAGCAUCUUCUAAACUUUGGCGAAGUGUGUUGGUGUUAAGCUCGAAAAACCACCUUUUUACGAUUAUGAUGCGAGGUUGAAGGUAUCUCGUUAGAACGACUAUGUUAAAAACGCGGCGAGAUUUGUUUAAUGUAAAGUUGUGAAUUGCAAUGAGUGAAUCGCAGAGUGAUGGUCCGAGUUGGUUCGAGCGGUUAAGAUCUUACCUAACUGUCGAACCUGUUGUAAUAUUCCUGUUACUAGGUGUUAUUUCGUCUACAGGAUUGAAAGUUUUCGAGUACGAAAAAGCUUGUGCAACCAAGCUGAAUGUUGAUCUAAGUGUCUGUGAGUACUUUGCUCAACUGGAAGAUGACAACAUUUGUGAAUCGCUUGAUGGUUCAAACAGUACCUUGCAGCAGAACUCCAGUGAGGAUAGCUUCGAUGAAGCCCGGCGGAUGCAAUUUGCUCGUUCUGUUUGUUCCGCGAAGGAAGCGGCUACCAGUGAGGUAGCAUUGCUAAACUCAUACCGGAGUGUCAUUACGGGUCUCGUGCAAGCAGUGGUUCUGAUUUUCGUUGGCAGUUGGAGCGACCGGGUUGGGCUGAGAAAGCCUUGUUUGCUAAUUCCCAUUGCUGCGGAUGUACUGAGCUACUGCGUUCUCAUUACCAGUGCCAUAUUUAUGCGGGAAAUUUCACUGGAAAUUACGGGUAUUCUUCCGAAUCUUAUCACAUCGCUUAGUGGAGGUGUGCCACUGAUUAUAACCGGAAUCUACAGUUAUCUGACGAUUUGCACAACGGAAAAAGAUCGAACCUUCCGGUUUGCCUGUGCUGCGGUGGCGAUUGCCACUGUUCCAAUUUUGGCUAACUUUGCCAGCGGUUUUCUGUUCAAAUUACUAGGAUUCGUCAAACUCUGUUUGAUAUGUGUUGUUUCUGAUGUCUUUGGAUUACUUUAUGGACUUUUCAUUCUGAAGGAACCAGCUGCCCAUGAAGUUUCCACGGAAGAAACGGAAAACGCGAAAGAAAAUAAUUCAAAUAACUAUCGGCAAUCAGUACGAAAACUUUUUGAUCUGACUUUGGUAUUAGAUUGCUUUAGGAUGCUGUUCAGAAAACGCGAUUUGAAUCUGAGGACUAUUUUGAUUCUUACGCUGGUGGUUUAUUUUAUAAAUUACGGUGCAUUUGGCGAUACAGAGUCAGCAGCUAUUUUGGCUUACUUAAAGUUCAACUGGAUAACACAUUUGGGUACGUGGAUUUCAUACGACCUGCUAACUACGCUGUUAGGUACAGUCUUGGCUAUAGGAGUACUGAACAAACGGUACGGUGUUCCGGAUUUCCUCAUCUGCGUGUUUUCCGUAUGCUUCACCCUAAUCGCCAAACCAAUUAUGGCUUAUGCAGUAAGCGCAGUCAAACCGUACCUAUACUACGUUGCCACUUCUAUCGAUAUAUUCGAGGGCAGCAAAACAGUGGCCAUCCGCAGUAUCGCAUCGAAGCUGGUAGAACAGGAUGAAAUCGGAAAAAUGCUCGCCAUCAUGGGGAUUGUCGAUUCCACCCAGGUGGUGAUAUUUCCGACGCUCUACAGUGUGGUGUAUCUGAAGAGUCAGGAGUUUUUCAUCGGAACCGUAUUUCUGGUGAGCGAAGCAUUUCUUUUGCUUUCGCUAGGAUUCUACCUGUUCUUAUUCGUGUUGUCUAAGGAUUCCGAUAAGCUGCAGCCAAGUCAUAAAAAGGAAGGCGUAGACAAUCCGGCAAUGGAAAUAACCUCGCUGUAAUUAACAUGAAUUCAGCAAAGCAUGUAUUCUUGAACUAUUUACUUACGAAUUAAAAAAACGGUUAUCCG
This is a messenger RNA of Sabethes cyaneus, 1819 nucleotides long. Its product is annotated as proton-coupled folate transporter-like. The transcript is spliced from 8 exons. Bases 165 to 1751 code for a protein of 528 amino acids. Gene Ontology annotation, molecular function: transmembrane transporter activity. Gene Ontology annotation, biological process: transmembrane transport. Gene Ontology annotation, cellular component: membrane. The record is from RefSeq and is a predicted model, not a curated record. NCBI's taxonomy places the organism in Eukaryota, Metazoa, Arthropoda, Insecta, Diptera, Culicidae.